AUGGUUUCGGGUAGAGGCAGUUACGGUAUCAAUGGUGGUGGCAGUAGUGGCAGUGGUGUUGACUGUGGUGGUGGUGGUGGUGGCGAAGGCGACGACGGUGGUGGUAAUGACAAAAGUGGUGGUGGUGAUGGGGGUGAAGGUGACAGUGCUGACGAUGGUGAUGACGGUGGUGGCAGUGACGACGGGUGGUGGCGGCAACAACGACGACAGGAGGUGGUCACGGGCAUGACGGUUACGACAACAGUGUUGACAUCCAUCAUGAUUGGAUGGAAUGGAAUGGCAUAA
Messenger RNA from Cynara cardunculus var. scolymus (artichoke), 285 nucleotides. RefSeq names its product glycine-rich protein DOT1-like. The transcript has a single exon. The record is from RefSeq and is a predicted model, not a curated record. Bases 1 to 285 code for a protein of 94 amino acids. Lineage: Eukaryota; Viridiplantae; Streptophyta; Magnoliopsida; Asterales; Asteraceae.